Vigna angularis (adzuki bean) is the source of this 1109-nucleotide messenger RNA. RefSeq names its product protein DEHYDRATION-INDUCED 19 homolog 3. NCBI's taxonomy places the organism in Eukaryota, Viridiplantae, Streptophyta, Magnoliopsida, Fabales, Fabaceae. The transcript has 5 exons. The record is from RefSeq and is a predicted model, not a curated record. Bases 214 to 861 code for a protein of 215 amino acids.
CAAUCCUAAACCGAAAGUCCCUAGUAUUUUCCUCGUCCUAUUUCCCUUGACAGUAACAUUAUAUAUAAAUAUAAAUAUACUACACACCACUCCCAUCCUACACCGGCACCCACAAGAAAACACAACAACGAUUCCUCAGACAACUUUACCGUGUAGCCCAAAUACCCUUUUAUUUUUUCCUCUGUGCCUGUACUUACUACUUAGCGCAAGUCAAUGGAAGACGAGAAUUUCAGUUUUGGCCGCUCUACUGCCUCCAAAAGCUACCAAUCCAGGCUCAAGUCACACUUCGAGCUUUUCAUCGAUUUUGAUGAGGUCAAUGGGGAUGAGGAUUUUAGGACGGCUUAUCCAUGCCCUUUUUGCGCAGAUGAUUUUGAUCUUCUUGAGCUAUGUUGCCAUCUUGACUUGGACCAUCCGGCAGAAGCCAAGUCUGCGAUUUGUCCUGUGUGUACCGUGUGGAUUGGGUCAAAUGUCGUUGAUCAUAUAGCAGCACAACAUGGAAACUUGUUUAAGAGUCAGCUGAAAUCAAAAUGGUACAAAGAUGAAUCCUACCCAGAUCUUUCCUUUUCAAGAAAGGGUAAACCAGAUUUUUCUUCUGGGUUAUCUCCCGGGAUGUCUACCUCCAACACAUCAAGUGAUCCAUGGCUGUCAUUUUUGUAUGGUGCAUCUGCUGUUGAUGAAUGUGAAAAUGUGCUGCCAGAUUCUUCAAGUGAAAUAAGCGUUGAAGAAGUGCACUCAAAUGAUAAAGUGUUAGAAAGGGAUGUUCAGCCAUAUUUAUCUGACAAAGACCAAAUAGAGAAAGCACAGCGCAGUAAAUUUGUACAGGGACUUUUGGUGUCUACUAUCCUUGAUUCUGACUUCUGAUUGAGACAGUUAAGGACAUCAGUUGCUAGUUUCAAUUCAAUGGGUAAAAAAAGGAAAUAUAUAGUAUUUUCAAUCUUGGAAAUUAUUCUUAGUCAUAGGACCAAUGUUUUUUUCUGCUGUAUGGCACUGAGAUAGACCUAGUAUAGAGAAGUAAGCUAUAUGUAGGAAUUAAAUGUCAUGUAUAUUCAAGACAAUGCCAUUAUUGGUUUAUAACAAUUGCGUACGAACUCGUAGUUUCUCAGAAUUUU